UAGUGUGUGUGUAGAAAAACGAAAGAAGAAAAAAAAAGUUCAAUUUUCAGUGUUUUCUCCCGCAAAAUCAAGUGUGAAAAUUGCCGAAAAUAUUUGCAAACGGUGCGCGAACUAGUAUGCAAUUGUGCUAAAACGAAAGAAACUGUGAAAAAAUGUCUGCAGAUCGUGAAAUUCCCGCAGAAGACAGCAUCAAAGUUGUGUGUCGUUUUCGUCCAUUAAAUGACUCCGAAGAAAAGGCUGGAUCGAAAUUUAUCGUCAAAUUUCCACAAGGACCCGAGGAAAAUUGCUUGUCGAUAGGCGGAAAAGUCUAUCUUUUUGAUAAAGUUUUCAAGCCAAAUGCGACACAGGAAAAGGUCUACAAUGAAGCUGCUCGUUCCAUUGUGGCUGAUGUCUUGGCCGGUUACAACGGCACAAUUUUCGCCUAUGGUCAAACGUCCUCCGGUAAAACACAUACAAUGGAGGGAGUUCUUGGUGAUCCGAGUAAACAAGGUAUCAUUCCACGUAUCGUGAACGACAUUUUCAACCAUAUCUACAGCAUGGAGGUGAAUUUGGAGUUUCACAUCAAGGUGUCGUACUACGAAAUCUACAUGGACAAAAUUCGCGACUUGCUGGAUGUGUCAAAGGUGAAUUUGAGCGUUCACGAGGACAAGAAUCGUGUGCCUUAUGUGAAAGGAGCGACAGAACGCUUUGUCUCGAGUCCCGAUGACGUCUUCGAGGUGAUCGAGGAGGGCAAGUCAAAUCGCCACGUUGCCGUGACCAACAUGAACGAACAUUCGUCGCGAUCGCACUCCGUUUUCUUGAUCAACGUAAAGCAAGAAAAUCUGGAGAACCAGAAAAAGUUGUCAGGCAAACUGUACUUGGUCGAUUUGGCGGGUUCCGAAAAAGUUUCAAAAACUGGAGCUGAAGGUGCUGUCUUGGACGAAGCGAAAAACAUCAACAAGUCGUUGUCGGCUUUGGGUAACGUCAUUUCGGCACUUGCGGAUGGCAACAAAACGCACAUCCCCUACAGAGAUUCCAAGUUGACGCGUAUUUUGCAAGAAUCGCUCGGUGGAAAUGCCCGCACGACAAUCGUCAUUUGUUGCUCGCCCGCCAGUUUUAACGAGUCCGAGACGAAAUCCACGUUGGACUUUGGUAAGCGUGCAAAGACCGUCAAGAAUGUCGUCUGCGUUAACGAAGAACUCACUGCCGAGGAGUGGAAACGUCGGUAUGAGCGCGAAAAAGAGAAAAAUGGCCGAAUGAAGGGCAAACUCGAACGUUUGGAGGCAGAAUUGGCGAGAUGGCGUGCCGGCGAAACCGUUAAUCCCGACGAGCAAUUCAGCAUGGCGGAUCCGAUGGAGGCAAGUACUCCCAAUUUGGAGACAUCCGAAGUUGUUCCGUCAACAGCUGGGCCCACGCCAGCAACCCCAAGCGGUUUAGCGAUGGUUGGCUCGAUCAGCAGCGACGAACGUGCCCGUUUGGAGACGGAACGCGAACGCUUGUACCAACAAUUGGACGACAAGGACGAAGAAAUCAACCAACAAUCGCAAUAUGUCGAAAAGCUCAAGGAGCAAAUUGAGGAGCAAGAAGAGCUGAUUGCCAGUGCACGUCGCGACUACGAGAAUUUGCAAACGGAAAUGACGCGCAUCCAGCAGGAGAACGAGAGCGCCAAGGAGGAAGUCAAGGAAGUUUUGCAGGCACUCGAGGAACUCGCCGUCAACUACGACCAAAAAUCGCAGGAGAUCGAGACGAAGAACAAGGAAAUGGACGCCAUUAACGAGGAUUUGACGCAAAAGCAGCAAGCCCUGAACGCCACCACGACGGAAUUGCAGCAACUCAAGGACAUGUCGGCGCACCAGAAGAAACGCGUCAACGAGAUGCUCUCGAAUUUGCUGAAAGAUCUCGCGGAAGUUGGACAUGCGUUGUGCACAGAUCCCGCCACGGAUCUCAAACUCAACACAGAUCCCGGCAAAAUGGAGGAAGAAUUCACCGUGGCGCGUCUUUUCAUCAACAAGAUGAAGUCCGAGGCGAAAAAUCUCGCACAGCGUUGCACCAACUUGGAGAACCAGCAACAAGAUUCGAACAAAAAAGUGCACGAGUACGAGAAGGAUUUGGGCGAAUGUCGUUUGCUCAUUUCGCAGCACGAGGCACGCAUGAAGAGCUUGCAGGAAUCGAUGCGCGAAGCGGAGAACAAGAAACGCACGUUGGAGGAGAAUGUCGAUGCGUUGCGUGAGGAAUGCGCAAAACUGAAGGCAGCUGAGCAAGUUACCACGGUGAAUGCGGAGGAGAAACAAAAAGCUGACCAACUUAAGAUGGCAUUCGAUGAUCAAAUGGAUCAGUUGCGAGAUGCCCACACGAAACAAGUUGCGGCAUUGCGGGACGAGAUCUCGGAGAAACAGGAGAUGAUCCAGGAGCUUAAAGAUUUCAACCAAAAAUUGAAUUUGGCUCAGCAACAAAUGACCGCAGAUUAUUCCAAACUCAAGAAGGAGGAAGAAGAAAAGUCCGCCAAGUUGCAAGAAUUAACAAUGGCUAACGAGCGCCGUGAACAAGCCAGACAAGACCUCAAAGGACUCGAAGACACAGUCUCGAAGGAGUUACAAACGUUACACAAUUUGCGUAAAUUGUUUGUGCAAGAUUUGCAAGCCCGCAUCAAGAAAUCAAUCAAUUCCGAGGAAAGCGAAGAUGAUGGCGGCUCCUUGGCACAAAAACAAAAGAUUUCCUUCCUCGAGAACAACUUGGAGCAACUAACAAAGGUGCAUAAACAAUUGGUGCGCGACAACGCUGACCUCCGUUGCGAGCUGCCAAAACUAGAGAAACGCUUGCGUACGACAAUGGAACGUGUCAAGGCACUGGAAACUGCACUUAAGGAGGCCAAAGAAGGUGCAAUGCGUGACCGUAAACGAUACCAAUACGAGGUGGAUCGUAUCAAGGAAGCUGUGAGACAGAAGAAUUUGGCGCGUCGCGGACCUCAAGCUCAAAUUGCUAAACCAAUUCGCGCUGGUCAGGGUCACGUUGUCACCGGAAUUCGCGGUGGCGGCGGCAUGGCACCCCAAAAAAUCCUUAGUGAUGAAUCAAUUAAACGCAAUUCAAUGCUUAAAGAAAUUGAAAGUUGAAUUAGCAGUUCUACACCACUUAAACAUUAAUUUAUGAUCUUAUCCCGAGAUAAAAAAAAAACAUAAAAAAAUAAAAUAAAAAUUUAUAUUUUUUUUAAUUGUAUUAUAACGAAAAUGAGAAGCAAAUGAUUUAAUUGUAAAGUAAAAAGUUUAUUCAAAAAUCAGUUUUCCAAUCAAGUAUUUUUUUUUUAUUAUAUUAAAAAUUAUUUUAUUUCAUUCGACCGAAGAUUUAAUGGAAGCUUCAUCAAAAUUGUCAUUUAGCUGUUUACAAAAGUAGUAAAAGCCAGAGCAAGUUGUUAAAAAAUUUAUGGAGAUUGAUGAAAAAAUAAAAUAUUUUGAUACAAAGACAAAAUCUAGCUUGCUUGCAAGAAAAAAAAACGAGUGAUUGUGCUGAAAUAAAAAAAAAAUGUAAUAAAAAAGCAAAUAUUUAAAUUUAUUAUUGAAACAAAGUCGUGCUCAGUGCUUCUUUGAAAAAAAAAAUAAUAAAAAAAUCUAUUUAAAACAAAAUAAACUUGCCUCUUCAUGAAAAUUUUAAAUAAAGUAUUCUACACACACUUGUGAAAAAAAAUGAUCGAAAACUAGUAAAAAAAACUCAAAACUAUAAAAAAGAAAAAAAAAAUAUAAAAAAAUCUCAUUAUCAUCAAAUUAUUAGCUGCAAUAUAUUUAUUUUUUAUUAAUUGUAUUUAUGAUAUUUUUCUAUAAACUAUGAUAGUAAAUUUAUGUAAGAAUUAUAAUUUUGUCGCGAACGAAACUUGAGGAUGUAUAUUUUUAAGUUCCAAAUAACAACAAUUAUUUUUUAUUAAGAACUGACGAAAUCAGUAUCUACUAAUGAAUAUUUUCCACUGUAAAUGAUCCCAGUUUGAAUAAAAAAAAAUAAAUAAAUAAAAAACGAUAUGCUUUGUGAUUGUGCUGCAGAAAGCUUUGAAAUUAAAUUUUGACUUUUUACACGAAAUUUAAAUGAGAUAUUUCAGAAAAAUCAAAAGAUAAAUUGUAAUUUUUUUAAAUUUUUUAUUAUUAGUUUCUGCACUGUCGCUACAUACCACAGGAGAAAAAAGAAAACGUGAAAUAUGAUCAAUGACGAAUCCUAAAUUAAUGAUAAAAGAAAUAAAUAAAAUAUCU
This is a messenger RNA of Culicoides brevitarsis, 4208 nucleotides long. RefSeq names its product kinesin heavy chain (gene Khc). The record is from RefSeq and is a predicted model, not a curated record. NCBI's taxonomy places the organism in Eukaryota, Metazoa, Arthropoda, Insecta, Diptera, Ceratopogonidae. The coding region runs from base 153 to 3089 and encodes 978 amino acids. Gene Ontology annotation, molecular function: microtubule motor activity; ATP binding; microtubule binding. Gene Ontology annotation, cellular component: microtubule. The transcript is spliced from 8 exons. Gene Ontology annotation, biological process: mitotic cell cycle; microtubule-based movement.